This is a messenger RNA of Symsagittifera roscoffensis, 6284 nucleotides long. Its product is annotated as serine/threonine-protein kinase mig-15-like. The record is from RefSeq and is a predicted model, not a curated record. The coding region runs from base 36 to 5609 and encodes 1857 amino acids. The transcript has 24 exons. Gene Ontology annotation, molecular function: ATP binding; protein kinase activity. Gene Ontology annotation, biological process: protein phosphorylation. Lineage: Eukaryota; Metazoa; Xenacoelomorpha; Acoela; Convolutidae.
CAGGUUGAUAUGCGUCUGAAAAUUGAACGAUAGCCAUGUCUAGGCCUAUAAGGAACGAUCUGAGAUCAGGCGACAUUGAGCUCAAUGCUCUUCCUGGACCGGAUGGAGUGUUUGAGCUCAUUGAGAUUGUUGGAACCGGUACAUACGGAAAUGUCUGGAAGGGACGCCACAUCAAAACUGGUUCUUUGGCGGCUAUCAAAAUUAUGACAAUAGUUGAGGAAGAAGAAGAGGAAAUAAAGCUAGAAGUAAAUGUCUUAAAAACUCAUUCAAACCAGCGCAACAUAGCUCGAUUCUUUGGUGCGUUUGUUAACAAAUCAGUUGAACCAAAAUCGCUAUGGCUUGUGAUGGAGUAUUGUGGUGCUGGAUCAGUAACAGACCUAGUUAAAGCCUGGAGAGGCAAACAGUUCCGAGAAGAAUGGAUAUCCUACAUCUGCAGAGAGAUUCUAAGAGGCUUGAAUCACCUGCAUAAGAAUUUAGUGAUACAUCGGGACAUUAAAGGACAAAACGUCCUUUUGACAGACGACGGCGACGUUAAAUUAGUUGAUUUUGGCGUCAGUGCGCAGUUGAAUAAAACACUGGCCAAGCGGAACACUUUCAUCGGAACCCCCUAUUGGAUGUCACCGGAAGUGAUUGCGUGCGAUGAAAAUAGCGAGCAAACUUAUGAUUACAGGAGUGACAUAUGGUCUCUGGGAAUCACAGCGAUUGAAAUGGCUGAAGGGCAGCCGCCACUCUGUGAACUGCAUCCGAUGCGAGCCCUCUUCCUCAUACCUAGAUCACAACCUCCCAGAUUAAAAUCUAGAAGAUGGAGUCGCAAGUUUCUGGACUUCACGGAGAAGUGUUUAAUUAAGAACUAUAAAGAGCGGCCUAACGCGGAGCAGAUGCUGACCCACUCCUUCUCCAACUCGACUAUUCCUGACAAGAUAGUGAAGGUACAGUUGCGGGAGGUAAUCGACAGGGCCAGGAGACGCAAGGACGACCAGAGAGCAGCUGUCGCCUCCAACCGGUCUGCUGCGGCGCCACCUACAAAUGGGAGUAGUCAAGGACAAGGAGGACAGCAGGCAUCAUCUCAGCAGCCUCAGUCGCCCUCUCAACCGACCAGCAAUGGAGGCACUGAGUCAUCCCAGAUGCAACAACAGCCAAGAUUCAUUGAGGCAGCAGCGGCUGAGAGCGACCAUUCAGAUAGUGACGAGGACGACGAAGGAGGCAGACACGAACCAGAGAUCGAACAACCGAGUGUACUCCAAGGGCCAGGGGAGAGAACCCUUAGACAGCAGUUUGCCCAGCUGCAAGAAAAGAAGCGCCUGGAAUCAAUGCAGCAGGCAUCGUCUCAACCUGCUCUGGCUCCCAGGAAUGCCAGCAGCAAUAAUAACAACAACAAUGCCAGACCGAUAUCGGUCAUUGACCGGUCGCAGUUGAGCCAAACCAGUGGAGUUAGCCAGUCCUCGACUGAGAGUGGAAGACCGGGCAGUAGUGGAAUGAGGUCUUCAUCUUCCUUACAUGACUCAGCGAAUCACAGUUCGAAUAAUGUAUCCAAGCUACUGCAGAGUGGCAGGCAACACAGCUUUGGAGCGGCGCCAUUAGCCACUACCACAGAAGGAAACACAGGAUUUAAUGUUGGUCCGGUUGCUAUUGGACCUCUGAGGAGCCAAAAGUAUCCUCCCUCUAGUGCUAAAACGAGACAAAAGUCUCCCCCUCCGCUACCCAGCAGUUCCCAACAACCAAAUUUAAAUGAUUACUCGCCUUGGAUGCGUGCUACUCCAGAACUUCCUGUUAGUUCCAAUAAUGCCAAGACAACCUCUGAAGACCGGAAGGGUUCCAGAGCUGACCAUCGUGUUUGGGCGAGAUCGCCACCCCUCCCAAUAGCUUCAGAGGAGCAGCGCAACCCGCCUCAGUUGGACCACCAAGUUAACCAGUCAGAAUACCAGAAUUCAGAGGUGUUUUCACCCAGACUUGACCGUGGUCGUGAUAGUCAUCAUAAACAUAGCCAGAACAUACAGCAACAACAUAAUGUGAACUGUUCGAAACGCCAUAACAGUAGCUCAGGACGUAUUGGAUCCGCAAGUAGCGAGGAGAUCAAUAACCCAGACAUGGGACCUCCGGCUCCUCCGAGAAUCACAUCAUUGCAUUCUCCGAAUGCUCACUUCAAUAUUCCACCGUUGGCCAGUGUCGCAAUGAGGCGAAGCAUGUCACCGCAACUAGAAAACUCGUGUUUAGGAAACAUUGAUUCGGCGCUGUUACACAGCGCUUAUAACCAAUACAAUCCUAAUUACCAGGUAGCUAGUUCACGCGAAGACGGAAGUCUUGAAGAUGUUUUUGUUACAGACUCUCCAACAGGACAUUAUGAGAAUCCGGCGGAUUUCUCACCAAGCAUGGGUCGUUCCACCGACGCAGCUAAUAGAGACAGAAACUCUUCGAAGCAGGAAUCACAAAACCAACACCCGAUGUCGCACUUUGUCAAACAAAGAAUAGAAGUCCCUAGCGACCAGCUUACACCAACGCCUGUACAUAAAUCAUCCCUUUUAGGAAACGCUAAGCAGAGGAGCAGUUUUGCUGGAGAUGUUUCAGGAUCAAAGCCGCACAAGUUUGAAAGCUCUAUUGAGGCUAUUAAAGGAUCGAGCUCUAAUUCUUCAUUCGUAGUUGCUAGUCAUGAUGCGACUAAGAGCUCAUCUGGAGCUCAGAUCCGGAGACUAGACAGUCAGCAGCCUCCUCUGGGAUUCAAUAAUGGAGCCGUGCAGAUGAGGAAUCCACCUCCGAAGCCAGGGCUAAACCAAUCCCAAAGCAAACCAGACGUAUCCUCGAGGAAGAGUUACGCCGGUGUAAAUCAAUCGGGAUCCAGAGAUCGAGAUAGUUUGGACGAAGGACAUGCACCUUAUGCUGUGACUCCGCUUGGAAGACAGGGAUCCUCUAUCGAGGAUUCUGGAGCUGGAUCUCACACAGCUUCUCCCGUGUCCAUAGCUGCUCAUAGGAAAUCGUCAUCCCAGUUUACAAACAGCAGUGCAGCAUCUCCGAACCUCAGCCGAAGAAGUUCCAACCAGCCACAUCACUCCCAGCUCCAUCCCAAUCAUCAGGCGAGUUCCUCGGCGGGAUUGAGAAGAAGAGAAGACGAGGAGGAUGAGGACGAGGAGGCUGAGUUGUCUGACGUGGAACCCGAGCGCAUAGCGUCAGAUGGAACCAUCAUCGAUUCGGAAAAACCCAGACCCCUUCCGCAAAACUUUGACAGGAAGUCGAACAGAGGCGGUACCUCAGAAUCCCCCUCGCCCAAAAAGAAAGUGACUCCCCCAGUGAGGAAUACUUCAAACAGCCAAUUGGCUCCUCCAUUCACUUCUCCUCAAAAUGGUCCCCCGCCUCCCUCGAAGGCCCCCAACCCUCUGUCAAAGAUGUCAAGAAGCAGAAGUCACGAAAGGUUCACAAACAAGGAACGAGCGUCACUGCAUCACUUGUCACACGCGAAGGAGUCAGCCGCGGAAAGCUUCAGAGAACACCAUUCGAUCAGUCAUCGCGAAUAUGACAACAUUGCCAGCUUGCUAGGACAGCCAUCCGCACAGUCGGAGGAAGAGGGCGGGACUUCUGUUGCAGCAGGUGUUCCACAACCUUCAUCAGCGCAAAGUCAGAGUCGAGGCAAUACUUCUAGGCGGCGGUCCAUGGAGAGUAUCCGUAAUACAUCUGGCCCCACUGCAACUGCCGGAGUGCCUACUGGGCCCACUCCCCAUCCCCGGACACACCACUCUUCGGGUGGUCAUCCCAGUGGUCAAACUCCCGCCCCUUCUACACCCCAGAUGGGCUUCAACCCUCAAAGGACAAAUGCCAACAGCAGUGCGAUGUCGUCAUCAAGUAAUAAUGCAGGACCCUUCCCAGAUGUAGUCCCAACUCAUCGACUCACGUUCGAUCAGAAUGGAGGCAUGCCUGGUUUGGACUUGCCGACAUUCGUGUCUGGUUCAGCAAGUGGAGGUCGGGCCAACUCUUCAAACAACAAUAGCAAUGCCUCUUUCGCCCCCCUCCUGGCUCAGACAGCGAGUGGGUCUGGAGGGGUGGGGCAGCAGGGAGUGGGUAUGGGUGGGGGCAUUGGUGUGAAUAAUGUGAGUGUGACUGUUGGCAGUGCAGAGUCGAACAAACAGCCGGACGCGGAGAUCAGGAAGUUCCGCAAGAAGUACAGACAGGAAAUACUCACAGCAGCUAUGUGGGGUGUGAAUCUGCUGAUUGGAACUGAGACUGGUCUCUUCUUUCUCGACAGGAGCGGCGAAGGCAAAGUGUCGCAGCUGAUCAAGCGGAGGAAGUUCCAGUUGAUAGACACUCUGCCUAAUCUGAAUCUCAUGAUCAGCAUCUCUGGAGCCAAGUGCAAAAUCAGAGCAUACUAUUUGAACCUGUUCAACUACAAGAUACUCGGCCAGGAUCCUCGCAACAGUGAAGAAAAACAUAAGCCGGCUUAUGUACAAAUCGGAGAUUUCGAGGGCUGUACACACUUCAAAAUAGUGAAGUAUGAGCGGAUCAAGUUCCUGGUGAUUGGUCUGAAAAACAGUGUCGAGGUGUAUGCUUGGGCACCCAGACCAUACAACAAGUUCAUGCAGUUCAAGUCGUUCCCGAAUCUGACGUACACGCCUCGGCUGGUGGACUUGAAAAUAGAAGACGGCAAUAGACUCAAGGUCAUCUAUGGGUCCGACAGGGGUUUCCACGCUGUAGAUCUAGACUCGUCCCGGUGCUUUGACCUCUACCUGCCACAACACACGGGUACGGGGUCAGUUGUGCCGCAUUGCAUGGUGACAUUUCCAGGCAGUAAUGGAACCAAACUACUCUUGUGCUACAACAGCGAAGGUGUGUACGUUGAUACAAAUGGAAGGACGUUUAGAGACGCCGCAUUUCUCUGGGGAGAACCACCGACAUCCGUUGCGGCGGUCGGUCCGAAUCAUGUGUUAGGAUACUGCACGACUUCCAUCGAGAUCAGAGCAAUAGAUACUGGAAACCUGGACGGAGUAUUCUGCCACUACCAGAUACAAAAACUGCGUUUCCUCUGCGAGUCCAACGGAAAGGUAUUUUUUGCUGCUUCCAAAGGCGGUUUCUACCAAGUGUACAUACUCAUGUUCAAGGAACUCACAGCUCUUCAUCAGCACAAUCAACAUAACUCUCUUCCUGCUCCACAUCAGUCGAGUUCUACUCUAAACAGCAACCAUACAAAUCAACAGGCACCAACGGGAAACAGUAGCAGCAAUGCAUCGCCUGCUCAACUCCCGCUGCAGUCCAUCACAAACACACCUCAGCAUCUUACGACGCCGCCUUCUCUGUCAAUUCAUCACCAGUCCACUUCCGGACAAAGCGUAGGUGCUGCAGGAGACGCCCAGGGAUACCACACGUCGGAUAGUAACCAGCCUCAGACAUCUGGACACCCGCCAUCGCUACUACACUACGCGGCAUCUCCAGUCACGCAGUCGAAUCAGACUCAGUUCACGAGUGGCGCGACUAGUGGAAAUAACAAUGGCGUCGGAGGCACUGACAACUUGGAAGGAGGCCGCAGUUUGCGGGAACUGAACAGUCUAGAAGAUCCGUCGAGACAGGAACAGUUCCUCAUGAGUUCAGUCGGAAACUACCUGACUCAUUCGACCACUGGUGCUAUAUGAGACUCAUCCUUGAUGCAUGAAAUGAAAUAAAAAAAUUUCCCCGAACUUGGUAGAUGUUAUGAAAUAGUUGAUCCGUUAUGCUCGUGACAUAGUUUCAUAUAAAAAAACGAUCUCUGGUCUUCUGUAUAGAGGGUGUUCAACAAGCAGCUGUCUUAUCUUAUCUACUUCUCUCUUUUAGCUGUAGCUGUUAUGAAUUGAAUGCUUAGAUAGUUGCCAUUGCCUUGCGCUUCUCAGAAAAAUUCGAUUGCUCAAAAUCAUGACUCAACUUUUCCAUUAGAAAUCUCUGCACUGUGCUCUCUUGUGCUGUUUUAUUCAUCUCGACAUUGUUGGAUUAUAUUCUGUCAUUCUAAAUGGUCCCAAAGUGGCUCUUUCAGCCACUGCGAGUAAUAUUUGAACUGCAGUAAAGUAGUUUAGUAUAAUUUGUUUCUGCAGUAUGUCACAUCGUCUAAAUGUACAGAUGCUGCGAUAUAAAUUAUUUCGAAUGGGGGAUCUUUAUAUAUCCAAUUAUGCAUUUUAAAGAAAUUAAUUUAAUUUCGCAGGGAAUAUUUUGUUAAUCUUGUUAAACAAUAAAACUGAUUCGAAAGUUUGUCAUCAGGUGAACUGAACUGAGUAUCGUUAAAAAUCUCGCUUGGCUUCAAGUCAAAAAUGCUUUUAAUAAGUCUUGAGAUGGUACAG